AUGGAGGCAGGAAACCUCAGCCAGGUCUCCGAGUUCCUCCUCCUGGGCCUCUCCGAGGACCCCCGGGAGCAGCAGCUGCUCUUCGUUCUCUUCCUGGUUAUGUACCUGGUCACAGGGCUGGGCAACCUGCUCAUCGUCCUGGCCAUUGUCACCGACGCCCGGCUCCACACCCCCAUGUACUUCUUCCUGGCCAACCUGGCCUCCGUGGACAUCUGCUUCACCACCACCACCAUCCCCAAGAUGCUGGUCAACCACGUCUCGGGGCACAGGGGCAUCCCGUAUGCCGGCUGCCUCACCCAGAUGUUCUUCUUCAUCUGGUUCAUCUGCAUCGACAGCUUCCUGCUGGGCGCCAUGGCGUAUGACCGCUAUGAGGCCAUCUGCCGCCCCCUGCACUAUGCCACGUCCGUGACCCCUCUGGUCUGUGUCCUGCUAGUGGUAGCGUCCUGGGCUGGGGCUUUGGGGAAUGCCCUGGUGCACACGAUACUGAUGGCCCAAUUGUCCUUUUGCGCCCACAACCGGGUGCCCCACUUCUUCUGUGACGUCAGCCCCCUGCUGAGACUGGUGUGCUCUGACACAUCCCUCAUCAACUUCGUCCUGAACACCGUGGGCGCGCUGCCCCUGUUCAUUCCCUUCAUGGGCAUCCUGGUCUCCUAUACCAACAUCUUCGCGGCCGUGCUGAGGAUCCCAUCCACCAAGAGCAAGCAGAAGGCUUUCUCCACCUGCGGCUCCCACCUCUCCGUGGUCACCCUGUUCUACGGGACCCUCAUCGGGGUGUAUUUCAACCCCACAUCCUCCCACACUGCCCAGAAGGACACAGUCGCUGCAGUGAUGUACACGGUGGUCACCCCCAUGAUGAACCCCUUCAUCUACAGCCUCCGGAACAAGGACAUGAAGGGCGCCCUGGUGGCCCUGGUCAGCAGGAGGAGCUGGACCUCUCGAGGCCUUGCCAGGGCUUCGGGACAGGACGCUGGGACUGCUCGGCCAGCCGGGGCACAGGCCUUGCAGGUGGGGGGCUGGUCUGGAUUCUGUCCCGAACACCACAGGGUCCCCGAGCCAAGAGUAACCCCUGAGGACUGCUGGGGUGAACUAAAAUCCUUGGAAAUCCUGUCCACAUGCUGAGGCGUCACAGCCAGGUGCCAGCCGGCCACCUGGCCUUAGGUCACGAGCUGUCCUAGGUAGAAACGGCUUCACAAAUGCCGGGAGUGGUGGGCGGGGCUGGAAAAGGCGCAUCCGCUCUCUGCUCCCCCACUCCUGGUGUUGCUGCAUGCGGUGCCACGGGUCAAAUCCUGUGAGGGACCUCGCCCCAUCUGUCUUCCAGAUUUAGCACUUGGCCCUUGACUGAAACUUUAUUUCUCCAGUCAUUAAAAUGCAGGGUUGGGGGGCCGGAGUGGUAGCACUGUGGAGAGGGUAUUUGCCUUGCACACAACCGACCUGGCUUCGAUCCCCGGCAUCCCAUAUGGUCCCCUGAGCACCGCCAGGAGUAUUUCCUGAGUGCAGAGCCAGGAGUAACCUCUGAGCAUUGCCAGGUGUGACCAAAAAAGUUAGAAAAAGAAAUAAAAGGGAGGGGCUGGAGUGAUAGCACAGCGGGUAGGGCGUUUGCCUUGCACGCGGCCAACCCGGGUUUGAAUCCCAGCAUCCCAUAUGGUCCCCCGAGCACCGCCAGGAGUAAUUCCUGAGUGCAUGAGCCAGGAGUGACCCCUGUGCAUCGCUGGGUGUGACCCAAAAAAAAAAAAAAAAAAAGAAAUAAAAGGGAAAAAAUGCAGAGCUGAGGCCUGGGAAACGGUGCGGCUGAUCGGGGCCGGGGCACGGGGCCGGUGUGUGUGUGACCAAAGGAAAGAAACUGCUCCAAAGGCCCCGCUAUAAAUGUUCCUGUUCCUUUAACCGAGACGCCUGUUAAUUCAUCCCCCUCCCUUUUCAAUCCUCACCAGAAAAACUGGCCCAGGCCAAAGAAGAGAACGUGGGCUUACACCAGACACUGGACCAGACGCUAAAUGAACUUAACUGUAUCUAGCAUGGCCGCUCCCAGCACACCCGGCUCUGUGGAUUACGGGGCCAAUCGUGAAUACUGACCAAAUAUUUUGUAUCAGAGAAAGCUUCGAGCACCAGCCCCCUCGCCUGCCUGCCUUCCUUCCUUCCUUCCUUCUCUCUGUUCGGCAGGGUCCCUCCACUGCUCAUUCUUCAGCCCCCACCUGGAGCUCCCACCUGGAGCUGGCCUGGGUGCCUGAUUGGCUUCGAGGCCCAUGCACACGCUUCCUGCUCCUGGGGGGGUGGGGGGUGGGCCAACCCAUUCAAACAAAGGGGCUUUUCCACCCAGAGCCCAGGCGGGUGGCCACACCAGGGGCAGGUAAACCUGAUCAUCCCGGCUCUUUGCGCCUGCCACCACAUGGAACAGCCUCUCCGUGGGGGCAGGGUGGGGGGCUCUCCAGACCCCUGCAGCCCCCCAGAGUUAUUCCUGCACCUGCACUGGAACAGCCGCCCUAGGCGGGAGGGGAGGUGACCACCAUGUCAGCCCAGUACUGACCACUGGUCAAGCCGCUGCCGGGCAGCAGCCCUCUGUCCUUCAGAGCAGCCAGCCAAUCUCCCUUCCCUCGACCGUCGCCAGGCCCCAGUGGGUGAAAGGCCAAGAAACUCCUGAUCAAACUGGAUACGGGGCCCUCUGAGCCAAGGCUGCGUCUCUGGGCCCUGUCUCAUUUCUGCCUUUCCCAGUGAACAUCUCCGAGCUGAGACAUUCCGUGCACCCCCACCCGGCGCGGCACGGGGACCAGCUGAUGUUUACAGUCCCUCACCUCGGCCCGAGUGCGCCCUGCUGCCGGCCUCACUGUCCUAUUUAUUGAGCUCCACACUACCUGACACUAGCCAAGGUGCAAUGAUGAAUGAAGUCCACUCUCCCCUAGAUUCUCGCAACUGUGUCCUAUGUAACAGUUUCACUUUUUCUACAUUUUGGUCCAAUAAAUUUUUACAUAAAGGA
Molecule: messenger RNA, 2968 nt
Organism: Sorex araneus (European shrew)
Lineage: Eukaryota; Metazoa; Chordata; Mammalia; Eulipotyphla; Soricidae
Gene: TPM4
Product: tropomyosin 4
Exons: 2
Coding region: 1-1119 (372 amino acids)
Biological process (GO): actin filament organization; G protein-coupled receptor signaling pathway; muscle contraction
Cellular component (GO): actin filament; membrane
Molecular function (GO): olfactory receptor activity; actin filament binding; G protein-coupled receptor activity
Source: RefSeq, a predicted model, not a curated record